AAAUCCGCCUUGCUCGUCUGGCGCGGUUAUUUGCUGCAGGUUUAUGCUAUCAGUAAAUAAAGACAUGGAUUACGGCUUCAUGAGUCGUUCGCAUGUUGGGCGCUUUUGAACGGGACGGGACGGGACUGCUUUAAUGAGAUAAAAGCGCGUGGUUCCGGUUGAUUUCUGUUUGUCUCACGGAGACAUAUCGGCUCUGCUACAGUAUCAGCACAGAAGGACGAGGCCGGAGCAAACCGUUCAGCUAUACCACGAAAUGGUCACGUCUACUCUGGGGCUUCUUCUGCUGCCGGUAUGUCUUCAGCUGUGUGGACUUGCUCGAGGCUCCCGCACUGAAUGUGAGCCGUCCCAAUUCCAGUGCGGGAAUGGCCGCUGCAUUCCCUCUGUGUGGCAGUGUGACGGUGAUGAGGACUGUUCUGACGGGAGUGACGAGAACACGUGUGUGAGGAAGACCUGUGCAGAGCUGGACUUCGUCUGCCGCAAUGGCCAGUGCAUACCCAAGAGGUGGCACUGUGACGGGGAGCCCGACUGUGAAGAUGGCUCCGAUGAGGGCACCGACGUGUGCCACACCAGAACUUGCCGUGUGAAUGAGUUCAGCUGUGGCUCAGGCUCCACACAGUGCAUUCCUAUCUUUUGGAAGUGUGACGGUGAAAAGGACUGUGACAAGGGAGAGGACGAAGUCAACUGCGGCAACAUCACCUGUGCCCCCCUGGAAUUCACCUGCGCCAGCAGCCGGUGCGUUUCGCGCAACUUCAUCUGCAAUGGUGAGGAUGACUGCGGUGAUGGCAGUGACGAGCUGGACUGCUUGCCCUCAUCAUGUGCCCCUGGCGAGUUCCAGUGUGGCAAUGCUACCUGCAUCCCAGGUGGUUGGGUGUGUGAUGAGGACGUGGACUGCCAGGACCAGUCGGACGAAUCGCCACAGCGUUGUGGCCGCGGCCCCACGCCACCGGCCAAGUGCUCGGCCAGCGAGACCCAGUGCGCCUCCGGCGAGUGCAUCCACCGGCGCUGGCGCUGCGAUGGAGACGCCGACUGCAAAGAUGGCAGCGACGAGAGGAACUGCCCUGCCCGCUCCUGUCACCCUGACCAGUUCAAGUGUGACGAUGGCAGCUGUAUCCAUGGCAGCCGCCAAUGCAACGGCAUUCGAGACUGCGCUGAUGGCACAGAUGAAGUCAACUGUAAAAACUUGACUCAGUGUAACGGCCAUGACAAGUUCAAGUGUCGGAGUGGAGAGUGCAUCGAAAUGAGCAAAGUGUGCAACAAGGUCCGCGACUGCCCUGACUGGAGUGAUGAACCAAUUAAAGAAUGCAAUGUAAACGAGUGUCUGCUCAACAACGGCGGCUGCUCACAUAUCUGCCGCGACAUGGCGAUCGGCUAUGAGUGCGACUGCACCCCUGGGCUCCAGCUCAUCGAUCGCAAAACCUGCGGGGAUAUCAACGAGUGUUUAAACCCUGGGAUCUGCAGUCAGAUCUGCAUCAACCUGAAAGGAGGCUACAAGUGCGAGUGUCACAGCAGCUAUCAGAUGGACCCCACCACGGGGGUAUGCAAAGCAGUAGGCAAAGAACCAUGUCUGAUCUUCACGAACCGGAGGGACAUUCGAAAGCUGGGCUUGGAGCGCCGUGAGUACACCCAGAUAGUGGAGCAGCUGCGCAACACCGUGGCCCUGGAUGCUGACUUCACCCAACAGAGGAUCUUUUGGGCGGACCUGGGACAGAAAGCCAUCUUCAGCACAGUCCUGGACAAACGUGAGGAUGUGGGCAACUACACCAAAGUAAUUGAUAAUGUUCUCAUGCCUGUGGGGAUAGCAGUGGACUGGAUCUACAAGAACAUAUACUGGUCAGAUCUAGGCAGUAAGAACAUAGCAGUGGCCAAUUUCAAUGGCACAAAGAAGAAAGUGCUGUUUGACAGUGACUUGAAAGAGCCAGCUUCUAUUGCAGUGGAUCCCCUAUCUGGGUUCCUUUACUGGUCAGACUGGGGGAGCCAGCAAAGAUUAGAGUCUGGCAUGAACGGAGUGGACCGACAAGUUCUGGUUGAGACUGACAUUCAGUGGCCCAAUGGAAUCACUCUUGAUCUGAUCAAAAGCAGACUCUACUGGGUCGACUCCAAGCUGCAUACACUCUGUAGCGUGGACCUGAAUGGAGAUAAUCGUCGAAAAGUUCUCCAGUCCCAGGCCUACCUGGCCCACCCGUUUGCACUCACUGUGUUUGAGGAUCGUGUGUUCUGGACUGAGGGAGAGAGUGAGGCCAUAUAUGGAGCAAACAAGUUCACAGGAUCAGAUGUGACCAUGCUGGCCAACAACCUGAAUGAACCUCAGGACAUCAUUGUGUACCACGAACUCAUCCAGCUGUCCGGGACCAACUGGUGCAAUGAGAAAUUUGAGAACGGAGGUUGCUCCUACAUGUGCCUGCCAGCGCCUCAGAUCAACAAACACUCCCCCAAGUACACAUGCGUGUGCCCAGGAGAGCAGGAGCUGGGCCCAGACGGCCUGCACUGCAGACCAGUGCCAUCUACAGCUACAUCUGCCCCACAAGAUCAAGGGCGAGUACGCAUAUACACCACCCAUCCUCAAGAAGGAAAUAUAAGUACCUCCAUACAUGAAGUAAAGUCAGCCAAAGGAUCAGCAGCUGCCUGGGCUGUUUUGCCAGUGUUGCUGCUGGCAGUGGCUGCAGUGGGAGGUUAUCUGAUGUGGCGGAACUGGCAGUUGAAGAACAAAAAGAGCAUGAACUUUGACAACCCAGUGUACUUGAAGACUACAGAAGAAGACCUCAACAUUGAUCUCAGCAGACACACUGCAUCUGUUGGUCAUACAUAUCCCGCAAUUUCAGUGGUCAACACGGAGGAUGACCUUCCGUAAAUAGACCUCUGCACCACUCCUUUCAUGUACUGUACGCUCGGCACCCUUGCCAACCACUGUUGCUGCAGAAGACCGACAGUCAGAUGCCUUCCAAAGUGCAUUUCACGGUUGUUUCUUUGGGGUGGUGUGUUUUUGUGUGAAAUGUGACAAUGAAUUGCUUCCUCCUUGGAGUAAAAUGUUCCAAAGCAUUACAGAAUUGAAGAUAUGGCCUUUUAUGGACUCAACCCCUAACUUGGGCCCCUGCAAAAUUAAUCAGCAACUGAACUACUGAGAGCCUAGACAGAGACUCGGAAUCCAGACAACACUAGUUCUGUUGGGGUGUGUGUGUGGGUGUGUGAGAAUAUUUAAAUGAAAUGUUUUUGGUUUUUUGUUUUUUUUUUAGGCAGUAAUGUCUAAGUGAGUAAGUGCAAGUUUUUGUUUGUUUUCCUUAGGAACAUUUACCUCCAGAAGCACAUUCUUAUAAAGCUUUUUGUGUGUCCUAGGAAAAACCCAAAGCUCUAUAAGAGGAGUGCUCUUAGAUUGUUUGUAAAACACUGUACAUAUCCCUCUUAAACAUUAAUCAGGAUUCUCCAAGCACUUUGAUCAAAAGGUCCUGUGUAAAUAAGAUUGUAUACAUUUGACUCAAUUUUGCUAUGGUGGGUCAUAGUACCAGGGUAGAAAAAAAGUAUUUAAAAAGAGAACCAAGUUUGUUAAACUAUUUUGUAUGUUUGUGCUGUUCCUGUGAUCUUUUUUAUAGCAUUGUACAGAGGGACACAGUGCUCUGUAUUGAAGAAACCUUUGCAAACGCAUAAAAUAAAAUGAAAUGGUCUGUUAAAUCAGAUUAAUGUUAAAAUAAAUCCUUUUGUCCACUUUC
This is a messenger RNA of Electrophorus electricus (electric eel), 3701 nucleotides long. RefSeq names its product very low density lipoprotein receptor (gene vldlr). NCBI's taxonomy places the organism in Eukaryota, Metazoa, Chordata, Actinopteri, Gymnotiformes, Gymnotidae. The record is from RefSeq and is a predicted model, not a curated record. Gene Ontology annotation, cellular component: apical plasma membrane; signaling receptor complex; plasma membrane. Gene Ontology annotation, biological process: receptor-mediated endocytosis. Gene Ontology annotation, molecular function: calcium ion binding; protein binding; hormone binding.